Molecule: messenger RNA, 3066 nt
Organism: Leishmania braziliensis MHOM/BR/75/M2904
Lineage: Eukaryota; Euglenozoa; Kinetoplastea; Trypanosomatida; Trypanosomatidae
Product: putative ubiquitin conjugation factor E4 B
Exons: 1
Coding region: 1-3066 (1021 amino acids)
Biological process (GO): protein polyubiquitination
Cellular component (GO): cytoplasm; ubiquitin ligase complex; nucleus
Molecular function (GO): ubiquitin-ubiquitin ligase activity
Source: RefSeq, a predicted model, not a curated record
AUGCUGGAAAUCACCAGUCUUGGCCAGUUGCUAUCGUACGUGCAGCGCAGCGAUGUGGUGACGGUAGUCGACUUUUACGCCGACUGGUGUGGACCGUGUCAGCAGAUCAAGCCGCAGUUUGAGCAGAUGGCGCAAUACUACGACCCCAGCAAAGUCAUUUUCGCCAAAUGCAACGUCGACCGCAAUCGCGACUGCGCCAGCCGCUACGGCGUCACCUCCAUUCCCACUUUCAUCGUCUUCUACGCUAAUGAGCGUGUUACAACAGUGACAGGCGGUGAUCUCGGUACGGUGCAGCGUAAUAUCGAUCUUGCCGUCGCCCAAAUCCCGGAGACUGCGGCGCCCUCGUCUGCCGGCCAGACGGCGGCAGCGCAUAGACCUUCGCAGGAGACACAGGACGCCUUUGCGGAGCAGAUGCUGCGUAUUGUGGAGGCCAAGGGAACGAAGAACCCAAUCCUCGAGAAAGAUAGCUGUGACGCCGCGUACGCGCUGCUCAAGGAAAAGACUCCCUACGGUCUGCUCCUGCUGCCCUACCUCGCCUCUGACGCCUUCUCCGCCAUUGCUAUUGAGGCGCUCUUCGCCAACAUUGCCUCUCGCGCUGGUGCUGAGCGGCACGACGAGGAGCAUCUCAUCAACCAGGUCCUGUCCCACGUCAUGCAACUCGCCGUCCAUCUUUCCUGGGGUGACAUGAGCGUUGUGAGGCAGCUGCACCGCGUGCUCUUGUCGCUGCUUGCCUGUCCCCAGAUGCAGACAGCGCUGGUGGCGAGCCCCUUCUUUACCAACGUGUUCAUCACCACCGGCACACAGCUCGAGCGCACGACGCUCUUGGGCGUUCUCUUUGGCCUGGGACCAAAACCUAUGGCAGCGGCACGCGCGCCUAAUGGAAACUGGCUCGAGGUACUCGAGCUUUUUCCCUAUCAGAAGAAGGACGAGCACCAGCAGACAGUCUACACUAUGCAGCAGGAGGUGAAGGCGCUUGCAAAGAUGAACGUACAACUGCUGCAGAGCCUGUUGCGCGUAAAUAUGACUCGCAACGCAACGCUGCGGUACCUUGGCCAAGCCCUACAGCUGAACGAGGAUUACCUGAAGACGAUGCACCACGACAGCCCAAUCAGCUCUCGCUAUUUCAUGAUCCAGCUUCAGUCGGUUCUCAUUGAGCUCGCGCUGCCUAUCUUCCAGGCGCGCACGAACAAGGAAGAUAUGAGCAGCGGCUGCAGCUACGACUACCGCCAGAUACCAGCUCAUUACCUACUGGAUCGCUUGUACGGCCCACACGGCGUCGUCGUCUCCUUUGGCAGUGACGUUGAGCGGGUAGCGCACUACGAUAAUGACAAUCCGUUGCCCCUGGUGCCGUCGAACCGCGGCGCCUACAAGCCCUUCAUCCAUCUCUUCUUCCUUGCGGCCCGUGCUGUCACACUGUGCGCGGCCGUUCUCAUUGACGAGCACGACCGUGACGAGCGCCAGGCGACCCACCCGCAGGCGUCACAGCAGCAGCGCGACUUCUUUACCGCGGAGAAGCUCCUGGUCGAGGGCUUGCUCGGCUCAAAUGAGCUUAGCGCGAGCCGACUCGAGUUCCUCAAUCACCUCGCCCACUGGCUUUUGACGGUGAUGCAAGUGGAUGACCAGGGCGUCUUGCCAGCUGAACCGCCAGCGGAGUGGGGCUACCUCCCACAGUGUCUCGUCAACUGCGUGAUUCGUGCCACAAGUAUGGCCCCGUUGGACGGCCUUUACUCCGACGGCAUGAUCUCCCUCAUGUUGGUACUGAUGGGCAACACCAAGUACUUCCCUAAGCCCCACACGCACGCCCUCUUUCCAGCCUACCUGUUGCGGCUGCAGGAGAAUUACACGACGCGCAAGGUGCUCGAGCAGCAUCCGUGGUUCAGCACCCACAUUGUGCGCGCCUGUAUGGAGUGCUACAUCGCUGUCGAGAAGUCGUCCUACGAGAGGGUUGAGGUGCGCUACGAGCUCUCGUACGCCAUUAAAACGUUCCUCAAAUCAAAUCUGCUGUGCGAUCCGGUGCGAGAGGAGAUGGAGUCUCAGGCGAACAACACAAUGCUGGAGCGCUUCUCGCACAUGGCGGUGGCGGAGGUGAAUGAGGCGGUCGAUCAAGUUAUUGACACCCUCACCAGGAUGAACGAGAUGGUGAAGGCCGGCGCUGAUUUGUCGGAGAACGCUGUCACGUCGAGUAGCUCGCAGAACACCGCUGACGGGUUGCACGGGCAGCAACAACCGCAGGUGCGCCACCAGCGAAACAACGCGAAUCGAAGCGAGGAGGCCGUCUCCAGCGAGGACGACGGUGAGGAGGACGAAGUGGAGAACACGGACAGGUCACAGACGUACCACGAGCGUGGCAUGAGCCUCCGUUCGCACCUGAUGCUUUUCACCGCUUCGAUGGACAUGUUCAUUGAGCUCUCUUUGCAGUUUCCGAAGGGCGUCUCGCAGAACAUGGUGGCUGGGCAGAUCAGCGAGAUGCUUGCCCGCAGUCUGAUGGCGUUCGCCGGCCCAAACAGCCGGAACCUGAAGAUCCAGAAUGCGGACCUCUACAACUUCCGCCCCCGCGAGGUGCUGAUGCGUCUCGUCGACUGCUUCACACACUUCCGCCGCUCUAAGAGCUUCCUCCGAUGCCUGUGUCACUGCAGCAUCCCGCUCUCUGAUAUUAGCAGUGUCAUGCGCACCAUCGUGGACCGCCAGCUCAUAUCGGAGGACCUCAUCUGGAAGGUCUCCGAAAUGAAGUCUGCGGUGGAGUCUGCAUCCAAGGAGGUGGACAGCGAGGAGGCUGUCUGGGAUGACGCGCCCGACUACGCCUUGGAUGCGUUGCUUUCCACCCCGCUUCUCCAGCCGGUUGCGCUGCCUGCGGACGUGAAGGACCUGAAUGACCUGGUGUAUGUCAACCAGGAGACACUGCACCACCUCCUCCUCUCCGAGAGCAAGCACCCCUUCACGAACGAGGCUCUGACGGAGGGCGAGGUGGCGGCUUUCAACAAGCGCCCCGACGUGGCGGCUGCUGUGGAGGGGCGACGGGUUGCUAUUCAGAAAUGGCUGUCGGACGCCAAGGCUGCCAAGGCGUAG